AUGGCCUUGUCAAUGAGCGGAGACGAAGAGGAAUAUGAUUCAGAGUCUGAGCAGCAGAGGGCAGCUAAUCGUCCAAAGCCCAAGAUGGCAGCAGUGGCAGCACCCGCACCUGCGGUUAAACUGGCCUCAAGCCGUAGCACCUCUGGAGCACGUCGACGGAGGACGCGCUGCAGGCGCUGCGAAGCCUGCCUUCGUACAGAGUGUGGAGAGUGCCACUUCUGCAAAGACAUGAAGAAGUUUGGAGGUCCUGGACGCAUGAAGCAGUCCUGCAUCAUGAGACAGUGCAUCGCUCCUGUAUUGCCGCACACUGCCGUCUGUGUGGUGUGUAAAGAGGCAGGCAAGGAGGAUACAGUGGAGGACGAGGAGGAGAAAUUUAACUUCAUGCUCAUGGAAUGCUCUAUCUGCAAUGAGAUCGUCCAUCCGAACUGCCUCAAGAUUAGUGAUGCCAAUGGUGUUGUAAAUGAUGAACUGCCAAACUGCUGGGAGUGUCCAAAAUGCAACCAUGCAGGGAAGAGCGGAAAACAAAAGCGAGGACCCGGGUUCAAGUAUGCGUCCAACCUGCCCGGAUCUUUACUGCGGGAGCAGAGACCCGGGAGGGAGGAAGCCGACUGCUCGUCUGGCAAACGGAGGCCAGAGCGAGACGAGACUCCGAGGUACGACCCACUGCAUAGACUGCCCCCAAUGCUGACGACCAGCGGCCUCAGCAGACCCCGGCCUGAGGACAAACUGAGGAAGAAACGGAAGCUGUUUGAGGAGGACGACGACAUGGGUGUGAGGAAACGGAUAAAAGCAGAGGAGGAGGAGGAUGAAGAUGGUGAUGGGAGGGAGCAUCAUUAUCGCAGUUAUGAAAGAAGAAGUCGUUUAGGAGAAACUGAAGAGGAAGUGGAUGACAAAGACUCGAGAAGUGAACUUUCCUUUCCCUUCUUAAAGACUGCUGUGGUGGACAGUGAUCAGUCGCUCUGCAGCUCCCCUCAGGCCGGUCCCAGCAGUGAAGGGGGAAGCGAGACUCAGGAAAGAGGCCCGCGCCCAAAAGCCAAACGCAAGAGGCGGUUGCCCAACAGAGAACUGAGUAGAGAGCUGAGUAAAGCUCUGAGCCAUGACAUCCAAAAAUCUGAGGACUGCCUAGCAAAUGAAAACAGGCAGCCUCUUAAGUCAGAGCCUGAAAGCGAGAACGAAGAACCUAAAAAGUUAUUCAGAAAUGGCAGCGACGUGGGCGAACAGAGGACUCAUCUAAAGGCCAAAGAGAUGAACGGGACGGCCUGGGAGCUUCGCCAUUUCUACCCUAAUCAGAUCACGCCACUGGGUUUCAACAGGAGCACACCAACCACGAGGCCGGUCCCUCCCAGGUCCCCACCCAAGUGUGUGCAGAUGGAGAGGCACGUAAUUCGGCCCCCUCCUAUAAGCCCCCCACCUGACAGACUGCCCCUGAAAGAUGGGAAGACUCAUUCAAUACAAAGGGAAAUUUGGAUGAAGAUUUUCGGCUACAUGUCCCAUCAGGAGCUCUGCGUAUGCAUGAGGGUGUGCAAGACCUGGAAUCGAUGGUGCUGCGAUAAAAAUCUUUGGAAAAAGAUUGAUCUAAAUCGUUGCACGUCCAUCUCUCCCCUCAUGUUGAGUGGUGUUGUCCGCCGACAGCCACAGUCUUUGGACCUGAGUUGGACCAAUAUUUCAAAGAAACAGCUGUGCUGGUUGAUCAACAGGUUACCUGGCCUACGAGUGCUGAAGUUGUCUGGAUGUUCCUGGGCUGCUGUGUCUGCUCUCUGCUCUGCCACUUGUCCUCUCCUAAGCACUUUGGAUGUCCAGUGGGUGGAAGGACUUAAAGAUGCACAGAUGAGGGACCUGCUGUCCCCCCCUACGGACAACAGGCCUGGUCAGUUAGAUAACCGCUGCAAACUUCGAAACGUAGAAGACUUGCGGUUGGCGGGACUGGACGUCACUGACACGUCUCUGCGACUCAUCAGUCGACAAAUGCCGUUUUUGUCCAGGCUUGACCUCAGUUACUGCAACCACAUCAACGACCAGUCAGUCAACUUACUGACCGCGGCAGGGACCACCACACGGGACUCCCUCACUGAAAUCAACUUGUCGGUAUGUAAUCGAGUCACAGACCAUUCCUUAACCUUCUUCAAGCGUUGUGGAAGCAUCUGUCAGAUCGACCUCCGCUUUUGUAAGCAGGUUUCAAAGACGGCAUGUGAGCGGUUUAUAGCAGAGAUGUCCGUGAGCGUCCCCUUCAGACUGAUGGAGGAAAAACUCCUUCAGAAGGCGAGCUAG
Messenger RNA from Knipowitschia caucasica, 2268 nucleotides. The record is from the annotation of a GenBank genome assembly. NCBI's taxonomy places the organism in Eukaryota, Metazoa, Chordata, Actinopteri, Gobiiformes, Gobiidae.